Messenger RNA from Blumeria graminis f. sp. triticale, 2790 nucleotides. The record is from the annotation of a GenBank genome assembly. NCBI's taxonomy places the organism in Eukaryota, Fungi, Ascomycota, Leotiomycetes, Helotiales, Erysiphaceae.
AUGUCUCCAAAUACAUCUGCUUAUUAUGAGGAGGAAGAUUUAUCACCCUUAGAAUAUGCUCGAGCCAACAAACUUUCAAGGGACUACAUGGCGGAUUGUUGUGGAAUAUUGGAACUUGAAGCCCUGCGAGAUACCCAGGCCGCAGAAUUAACCAACGAUUUGGAAAAUUAUGAUCUACCAAUUUUCAGUAGAGUAAAAUUAAGAACUGAAGAACGGCUCACAAUUUCCAAAGAAGCUGCUAUAUUGAUUAAAUCUGUCGCAAAGGUAGACUAUGCUAAUCAGAUAAGUGAAAGAAUUUUUUCCCUACUUGAGGAUAGGAAUCGCGUCAGUAAAUUAAAACUUGAGCCACCAUUACUUUACAGUAAUAACCAAUUAGAUCUUAUAAAUUUUGCAUCAAGAGAGAAACCCAUGGCUCAAAUUUUAUCAAUAAAAGCAUCGCUAGGAAUAGAUGAUAUGAAUAGUCCGCAUAAUUCUAUCUCACUAGAAAAUCCAGUAUGUACAAGUCAUGAAUUAAUGGAAGAUAUAAAACGAGAAAGACUUCUUGUGUCGAAAAAAACUUUAGCAUUUUUACAAAAUUUAUGGAGAUUUGAUUGGACCGAGCAGGAUUCAGAAAAUUUAUGGACUAGCCAACAAACAUACAAGAGGAAUACGGAUACAGAUCCAGUGACACCACCUCUAUCGCCCAGGGAAUCAUCUAUACAGCCAUACCAACCAUCAUCAUUCGAUUCAAUUUUCCAAAUCCCAGUUUUAACUGAUCCGAUCUCGCCAACUCGGAAACAACUUCAAGAAAUUGAGUGCAGCAUUUUCAAACAAGAUGUUCCAAUUGAAGUCCGAGAAUCUAUGCUACUUUCCGAACCAGAAACAACUGGGGAGCUACAUGAUACUAGCAUGAAUGAUCUGUACCCGUCACUAGUUACUCUCGAUGAUAUGAAAUGCUUAAAUUAUAAUAGCAGCCCUACAUUAAAAUGCGAUAACCUUAAGGUUGAAGGAAUGUUGACCCCAGAGGGUCUUAUCCAUGAAAAUGUAUCUCGUAUCAGCCUAAGCGAUGUUAUCGAUAAUUUAAAAUUUAGUUUGGAUGACGAACCCAAUGUAUCAAGUUUUGAAGAAAAAUUUUUUAACGAGUUUAUUCUCCCAGCCUAUGAGUCUACGUCUCUAAAAAUGGAGCAAGAGACUUUGGUUGAAGCUGAUACUACUUGUCGAGUAGCUGUUCCGAUUGUGGACUUCAGUAAAGAAGAGCCACCCUGGGACAUUUAUCAUGAUUCUAAUACAGCCUUAGCUUCACUACAACAGAGUUGCACUAUUCUGAGAGAAAUUUUUGAGCAAUCCUUGGCAGAUUGGCCAGCUCCAACGAAUUUUGAUCACGUUCUAAAGUGGGCUCUAUUUCCCCGUGAUAUAGCUAUACGUGUGUUAGAAGAUGACGUAUACUUUCAUGAUGAAAGUAUCUUCAAGGAUUAUCUUCCAAGCGAAAUCAGAGUCAAUAUCAUAGACAGUUCGGAUGCAGUUUGGAAGCCUGAGAGCCUGAAGAUUUGUCGAAAUGAUGAAGAGGAUGAAAAGAACGAGGAUGAGGAGCUUGAGCUGAAUUACGGCAUUUUUCAGUUAGUAGAGGUUCCUCGAGAAAUAUCUACCUUGGUAGGAAAAAGAAAGGUAGAGACACAAGAAAAUACAUUUCCGAUAGAGGAGAAUCAAGUUAAGACCUUAGGUUUCUUCGAUAAAUCUCAACUCAACCUUCAACAAAGCAGUAGGCUUGGCCAAAAAAAAAAUUAUCCCAAGGAAACAUGCAAUCUAUUGCCUAUUAAGUUUUCUGCAGGCGAUGCCGUUGAGAACUACCUCCAAAUUCGGAGGAACAAGAAGCCCAAGUUGUACAACAGUCCAUAUUUUGAUCAACAACCUCCACAAUCACCCAUAGAGCACCAUAAAACUCUGCAAGAACAUAAAGAUCAUGGUUCGACCACAGAGACGACCUCGGUCUCUCUUCAAGCUGCACAACCGGUGCCGCCUUUUUGUUCCAAUCAGGCAGCAAGUAUUAUAGUAGCAUCUAAUUUAUUUGCACGUCGUCUACUGAUACAGACAAUAGAGAAUCUGUAUCCACAAGUAAAUCUGAUAGAGAGGGACUUUUCGGUUCAUAAAACUAUCACUUGGGUCCGCGGAUCUGUUGCUCGUUCCUCUGUAACGUCGCCGCUAGCCAAUGAAGCAGACUUUAUCGUAUCACCAACGACUGGCAUAAUAUUGACAACUCUUCAAAAAAUUAAGCAGAAACCCCUUCCAGGUCAAAAGGGCAGAGCCUUUUUCCACGAGCAUAUGAUAUCAGUCUGUACCCGAUAUGAGAUGCUCAUUAUAUUAGUAAGCGAGGGCCGAGCUGAUGAGAGCUCAGGCGGCCUUGCCGCAAGGGAUUGCCUUGCAUUCAAUGAAUUUAUCGGACUUACGGCCAGCCUCGAGACAUCUAUGAUCGUUUAUUUUGUAGGUGGAGGUGAGAAGACGUUGGCUCGGUGGGUAGUCAGCUGUAUCUCUCGGCAUUACGUGAAUGGUCUACAACUUUUACAGCACGAGACGCAUUGGGAGUUGUUUCUUCGUAGAGCGGGGUUAAAUUCUUUUGCCGCACAAACUGUCAUAAUUUCAAUGAAGGCCUCGAGGAUUAAUAUCGGUGAUGAUCAAAAAAACAGUUCCUCAUACGGCUUGUCUGAAUUUGUAGGGCUGAGUGCCGAAAAGAGGAUGGAGAAGUAUGGAAAUUUAGUUGGGAGGCAAGUAAUGACUAGAGUUAAUACAUUUAUAGAUAGUAGUUGGGAUAUUUAA